UAAAAAUACAUGAUCUCAGAAAUUAAUAAUUCAGAAACUGAUGUCUAUAUGUUAACUACAGGUGAAGAAUUUCAAAAUUAUGAAUGUCGAAUAUAAGAUAACAAGCUAAAUUUUGAUUUAAAAACAAAAUCAAUUCAAAAGAAAAAAAAAGCGAAGCCAUUCACGAAAGAAGAAGAUCAAUUACUACUUUUGCAAGUAGUGAGGAUAGGAAAGAGAUUUGAAGCUAUUGCAAGGAAUUUUCCUAAAAGAUCUAAACAUGAACUUAAAAAUAGAUACUACACUUUCUUAAGAGAUAGAGAAAACGAGAUUUUUGAUCCAAAGUAUCAUAAUCAUAAUAAUUAGGUGCUUAUACUAUAUUUCACAUCCAAUUCCGAAGAAAAAUAAAGACCAAACAAUCUUGCAUGAAUUAAAUUUAUAAUUGAAAAAUAUUGUUAUGGAAGAGGAAUUUAAGCAAAUUUUGGGAAAAUUUAUUGUUCAAGUUAACAAUUUGUUCUCAUUUACAAAAACUGUUCUAUAAUGAAUUUGAUUUUAAAUAUUUUAUUAUAUUAGAGUCAUGUUUUAUUUAUC
This is a messenger RNA of Paramecium sonneborni, 567 nucleotides long. NCBI's taxonomy places the organism in Eukaryota, Ciliophora, Oligohymenophorea, Peniculida, Parameciidae. The record is from the annotation of a GenBank genome assembly.